AUGCUGAGGUUGGCAGCAAAGAGAGGGUUUAUUUGCAAGGCAGCCCUCUCCAAAGGCAAGGGGCUCGGGGGUAUCUAUGGGAUAAGAAUAAAGAAGGACAGCGGUCCGAAGCCUGGGAAGCAUGGGGAGGGUGGGGAAAGGUGCUUGGGAAAAGGUGCGGGGAUCGUAGUUCUGCGCAGGUGUAACUGGGCUACAGGCCUCUGCAUGUUCAAAAGGUCACUGAGUGGACACUCGUGCAGGCCCAGUUGGAGGGUUGGUGGUCCUAUCCUGUCUCAACCAGCUCAGCUCAAACUAGGCGCAGCUGAUUCCAGGUUCCUGGAAAACAACUCAGGCAAACAUCUUAUUGUUUAGGCUACGUGCUGCUUGGAGGACAUGCAGAUCCUAAAACGACCUGGAUUAGUGAAGGCGGGUGAAAUGGAUCUGACUAAUUACCCGUGGUUUCAGAGCGUUCCCUGUUCCCAGAACCUCUCCUGCCCUCCAGAACCUUCCCUGCUUCCAGAAGAUCACCGGGGCCUCUUUCCUGUAAAUUCCCAGUGCUUGUCGUAUAACGGAAUUUUAUUUAAGUUAAUUCACUUAAUAACUGGAGAAUUUUCCAUGCCGCACACACGUUGUUGGUUUGGGAAGUCCUUAUCUGGAAAGGGCUUCCCGUGUGAGAAGACCUCCAUGUGCUGCUUACUCGAGGAUGGACUGUGCACACCCUCUGAGACCUGCGUGAACGACGGAGCGUUUGGACGGUGUCAGGAGCUUCCAGCCGUAGACGUGCACCACUACGAAGUGUCGCCAGGGGUCCUGCAGCACCUGACAGCCACCCUGAGGGCGCUCUCCCGCACAGGUCUCACGUGGCAGGAUGGCUACACCCAGCACGUGAUGGCGCGGGAGCUCGCCAGCCUUCCCCAGACCUCCCCGCGACGCCCAGAGGCCUCCGGCGCAGCCAGGAGCUCAAAGCAGAGUGUCCAGGACAAGCGGAGCCUCAGCCUGGAGGGCGACGUGCUGGCCGAGGCCCUUCAGCGCUACCUGCCCUACCUGGAGGCCCUGUCCCAGGCCGCCGUCCCUGAUGUGCUCCCCGGGCUGAAGCCGGACAGGCCGCCGGCCCAGGGUGAGGACCCCCCGGCCGACAGCGUGCUGACCUUCAUGGCCCGGACGUCCGCCCUGACCUAUGCCCCCGCGUCCCGGGCCGAUUUCCCCGGGGACCGCCCGCUGCGCACGCUCCGCAGGCUCCAGCCCGACGAGCUCAGCCCCAAGGUGGCCGGCGGCGCGGACAGGCAGAGUCUGGUCGCCGCACUGGGUGCCUACGCGGCCCGGAAGCCCCCCGCGCCCCCCAGGGACGGCGACCCCGCAACCCGCAAGCUCGUGCGCGCGCCCUGGCGAGAGCCCAGGGUCCUUUCGGCACCGGCGGCCCCCCAGAAAUGGCUCUCGCCUCCGGACCCCAGGGACGCCCUGGGCACGGACGACGGGGCACGUGUUCAGGCUCUGCUGAAGGACCUGCGGCAGCGCCCAGGCAGCGUGGAGGGUCUGAGCGCCCUCGAUGUGGCCGAGGCAGCCCGUGCGAUAGCGAGCGCGAUGCCAGGCGGGCGCGCGGAAGGGGAGCAGAACGGCGCCGGGAGAGGCGGCGGAGGGCCGAGAGGCCAGGCGGGCCGCUCGGGGGCCGUGCGCCACAGAGACGGCGUGCCAGAUAACAGAGUGCGAGACGGCGGUGCAGGAUUUUACCAGGAGGUCAGCCGUUUGGGCGUCAAACUCGGGGACCUCCUGCAGGGUCCUGGGUCUCCAUUCCUGCCUGGAGCCCCCCAUCUUGCCGGGUCUUUCAAGACGGAGAUCAAGAAAUCGGAGGACCCUGAGGCCUCCCCGUCUUCAGAGGAGGAUCGCGUUGGGGUGGAGAACAUAAAGAGUCAGACCUACUCCAAGGAGCUGCUGCAAAGGCCGCUGCACCCGGAGCCGGGGCCGGGCGGACUUGGGGCAUCGCAGCUCCGGGCUCCGGCGGCCCCGCAGGAGGACCAGCGCCCCGGCGCUGGGGCCCGGGGACCCCCCGGCCAAGGCCUGCGGCUGGAAGUCCAACCUCCCCAGGAGGAGUACGGCUACAUUGUGACGGAAAACGACCCGCUGAGCCCAGAGAAGGGGACGGAGGUGCUGGAGGACGUGGCGCGUCUCCUGGACAUGCCGGCGGGCGUCUUCUCGGACAUCGCGGUCUCGGGACCAGCGGUGACCUUCAGGGUGCGCGCCAACCUCCAGAACGCGACAGCGGCGGACGCUGCGAAGGCGGCAGUUGACAACAAGGACCAACUGGAAAAAAUGUCUGGACUGAGAGUUCUUCGGACCGGCGUCGGCUCGAAAAGCAAACCCAAGCUUCUGCCUCACCAGGCAGAACGAGAGGACUCGACCAAGUUCAUCGUGCUCACGCUGGUCUCCGUCGUCGCCAUCGUGGCGGUCCUGCUGGCGUCCGGCGUCAUCUACUGCCUACGACACAGCUCUCAGUACAGGCUGAAGGAGAAGCUCUCGGGACCUGGGGGCGACCCGGACCCUGAUGCCACCAACGCCUACCAGGAGCUGUGCCGGCAGCGCAUGGCCGCGCGCCCGUCCGAGCGCCCGGAGACCGCGCACACGUCCCGCGUCAGCAGCGUGUCCUCCCAGUUCAGUGACGGGCCGAUGCCCAGCCCCUCCGCGCGGGGCAGCACCUCGUCCUGGUCGGAGGAGCCCGUGCAGCCCAACAUGGACAUCUCCACCGGCCACAUGGUCCUGGCCUACAUGGAGGACCACCUGAAGAACAAGAACCGCCUGGAGAAGGAGUGGGAGGCUCUGUGUGCCUACCAGGCCGAGCCCGACAGCUCGCUCGUGGCCCAGAGGGAGGAGAACGUGCCCAAGAACCGCUGCCCGGCAGUGCUCACCUACGACCACUCCCGGAUCCGGCUGAAAUCAGAGAACAGCCACGGCAGCUCUGACUACAUCAACGCCAGCCCCAUCAUGGACCACGACCCCAGGAAGCCCGCGUACAUCGCCACCCAAGGACCGCUGCCCGCAACCGUGGCCGACUUCUGGCAGAUGGUGUGGGAGAGCGGCUGUGUGGUCAUCGUCAUGCUGACACCCCUCUCGGAGAACGGCGUCAGGCAGUGUUACCACUACUGGCCAGACGAGGGCUCCAACCUCUACCACGUCUACGAGGUGCAUCUGGUCUCUGAACACAUCUGGUGCGAGGAUUUCCUCGUGAGGAGCUUUUAUCUGAAGAACCUUCAAACCAACGAGACUCGCACGGUGACGCAGUUCCACUUCCUGAGCUGGUAUGACCAGGGAGUGCCUGCCUCCACGAGGUCCCUUCUGGAUUUCCGCAGAAAAGUAAACAAGUGCUACAGGGGCCGUUCUUGUCCAAUAAUUGUCCACUGCAGUGAUGGCGCGGGCAGGAGCGGCACCUACAUCCUGGUCGACAUGGUUCUCAAUAAGAUGGCCAAAGGCGCUAAAGAGAUCGACAUCGCCGCGACGCUGGAGCACUUGAGGGACCAGAGGCCACGCAUGGUUCAGACAAAGGAGCAGUUCGAGUUUGCGCUGACGGCCGUGGCCGAGGAGGUGAACGCCAUCCUCAAAGCCUUUCCCCACACCCAUCCACAUUCUUAACCGCAAUCAUGUCGUACUGAUGGUGCAGUCAGCGUGGUCCCCGGAAUAGAGUUGGCUCGUGACCUGUCGCUUCCUGAAGGAGUGUCAGCUGUGCAGGGCGGGGCCCGGAGAGGCCAAGAGGCGCUGAAUGGAGGCCGCCGGCUGUAAGAAGCUCAGUCGGCGUUUGUCUCGCCAACAGUUUACCACUGGAGACACCGCGGCUUAUUCAGGAGUUAGGUGGACAGGAUGGUGACGUUCUGCAGCUUUGGGGCAGAUAAGAAGAAAGUCGUCCCAGCUCUUUGUUUGAUCCCGCCGCUCAACAGCCUCCCCGCCCAGCACUGUCGACGGCCCCUCCCGACCUUCCACCCCCGAGGAUGGGCAGGGCCGCUGGGGGCAAACACUUUCCCACCCAGAGUGCCUGCUCCCAGGCCAGCCGCCGCAGGGACGCCUCACCUGGGCAAGGUAGGGGGCGAGCCCCAAACUCCAGACACGGUUAUGAACUACAAAUAGGGAUUUACACAGACGCCAGCUAAACGCUUCCCUGCAGGGCGACCAAAAUCAGAGGGGGUGCGGGGCAAAGCUGGGCACUCGGCCAGCUCCCGGCAGCACCCGUGGUCCCCUCUCCGGGAAGGCUCGGGCCCUGCUGGCGUCCAGAGAAGACCAGGGGUGCUUUCACCAUGGGAGGAACGCAGGGAGACCCGCAUUUUUUUUGCUUUUUACCUAUGUGGGAUCAUAGCAGCUGGGGAAGAGGGAUGGCCCGGGCUCCCCCCAGGGCCCAGACUGUUCAUCUCUUUGCCUGCCCCCUUGUCUGAUGUCACGGAGACACACAUCUAGCAACGAUCUGGAUUUGCCAAAAUACCACUUGAGCGCCAAAUGUACCACCCCCGCCCCGAAACAGAGAAUGCGCUUCCUUAAACUGAAGACGCGUAAACAUCUGGGAAGGUGUGCAGGCGGCCCUGGGUGUCGCUGGUCUCGUUUUAGGGAACAAGACGCUCCCCGGUCACCCUGGUACCUCUGCUUCCCGUGCUGCACACCGUUCUUUCCAUCUUAAAUAGGUGUUACGUCUCAGAAGACAGGAGAAUAGGGAAAGCGGCCGGCUGAAUGGGGAGAAAAAUGCCAAAAUGUUGUUUGUGUCUUUAAAUGGUGUUGUCAUGUAUAUCUGCUUUAAUAUCUAUAAUUUCUUUCCCAACGUUGUUUCUCUCUAUCUGGAAUCUAAAUAAUUAAUAGAAACUAGUUUAUCUGAAUAUAGGAAGCAUAUACCUACUUGUAAUUUCUAACUUCUUAUGUUUCUUCAG
Molecule: messenger RNA, 4874 nt
Organism: Lagenorhynchus albirostris (white-beaked dolphin)
Lineage: Eukaryota; Metazoa; Chordata; Mammalia; Artiodactyla; Delphinidae
Gene: PTPRN2
Product: protein tyrosine phosphatase receptor type N2
Biological process (GO): protein dephosphorylation
Cellular component (GO): secretory granule
Molecular function (GO): protein tyrosine phosphatase activity
Source: RefSeq, a predicted model, not a curated record